Molecule: messenger RNA, 1371 nt
Organism: Spathaspora passalidarum NRRL Y-27907
Lineage: Eukaryota; Fungi; Ascomycota; Pichiomycetes; Serinales; Debaryomycetaceae
Product: lipase family protein
Exons: 1
Coding region: 1-1371 (456 amino acids)
Biological process (GO): lipid catabolic process
Molecular function (GO): triacylglycerol lipase activity
Source: RefSeq, a predicted model, not a curated record
AUGCUUUACCCUAUAUUUAUCUUAUUUUGCUACAUUUUGCAAACAUUUGCAGCUCCAAAUGGUCCUAAAAGUCCACUAUAUGAUAACUUUUAUUCACUCCCUAAAGGAUAUGAAAAUGCAAAACCAGGUGAUAUUUUGAAAGUUAGACCAGCUCCCAAUAAAAUCGACAGUCCUUUGGUUCCCAUUGAUGUCAAGAAUGUUUGGCAGAUAGUGGUAAGAUCCAAAGACUCUUUUGGAAAGGCAACUGCCUUUGUUACCACUUUGAUUGAACCAUAUAAUGCAGAUCCAUCUAAAGUUCUUUCAUAUCAGACGUUUGAAGAUUCAGCAAAUAUCACCUGCUCACCAUCUUAUGGAUUCCAAUUUGGUGCACCUUCAAAUACAAUAGCUUCCAAAGUUGAUUUGGCAUUCAUGGGUAUUGCUCUCAAGAAUGGCUACUUUGUGAAUAGCCCCGAUUAUGAAGGGUUCAAUUCGGCUUUUACUGUAGGUAGGAGAUCUGGUCAGGCAGUACUUGAUUCAAUCAGGGCUGUUUUGCAAUCUGGAAGUUUUAGCGGAGUUAAAAAAAAUGCCAAAGUUGGUCUUUGGGGAUAUUCAGGAGGAUCAUUAGCAUCAGGGUGGGCUGCUGCACUUCAACCAUCAUAUGCUCCCGAAUUAAAGAAAAAUAUAAUUGGUGCUUCUCUUGGUGGGUUUGUUACCAACAUUACUGCUGUCGCUGAAAUUGUAGAUGGUACAUUAUUUGCAGGAUUGAUACCUCUUGCAUUAACUGGACUUGGUAAUGAAUAUCCAAAAGCUCGAAAGAUUAUCAAAGAUAGUGUUGCUCCACACCAUAAAAAGAGAUUUAGUGCAGGUAAACGUUUAUGCUUUACACCAGCUAUUCCUUUUUAUGAUUCCAACAACAUUCUUACUGGACAAGAUCCCAUGAUUCCAGUCGGAUUUGAUUUAUUGAAAACGCCCGUUCUCAAAAAAAUAGUAAAAGCCAAUUCCAUUGUUUAUUUGAACCGUAGUUAUGUCCCAGAAAUCCCAAUAUUUGUAUACCAUGGUAGUUUAGAUAAAGUGGUUCCAAUCAAGGAUGUGAAGAAAACGUACUCAAAAUGGUGUAAAUGGGGAAUUAAAUCUUUUGAAUUUGCCGAAGACCUCCUGAACGGUCAUGUUAAUGAAGAAUUGAUUGGUGCACCUGCUGGUUGGACUUGGCUAGAACUUCGAUUCCAAGGGAAAAAACCAAUAAAUGGUUGUUCUAAUUCCCCAAGAUUAUCAAAUUUCUUCUAUCCUGGUAUCUCAAUUGCUACUAGUCUGUACUUUGCAGGAAUUCUUGAUUCUUUUUUCAAAGUUGAUCUAGGAGAAUUCAGUUUUGUGGAUGCGAUUGGAAAAUAUUAG